GUCAGCGCAAUGGCAUCCACUAAUCAUUUCACCUCUUUCACAAUCACCCAGCCUUUCCUGGGUGCUCCUCUACAAUUCCAGCCUGCCCUGGGCUCCAAGGAACUUGAGGACUUGAUUGAUCUCUACGUUACUGGUUCAGCAUCUAAGUCGAACAAAUUGUCCGAGAUUACAAUUGACUUCUACAAUAAUGCAACCGUCGACCUCAAUACCGGUGCCCUCACCCGCACGUACAAUGUCCUCUCUCAAUGGUCUACCAAUGAGCAGAGCCCAGCUUCCCAAUCCUCUGGAUUCUCUCCAGUCUUUACCACAAGCCCUGGCUCUUCUGCCAACUUUGGUGAUUCUGGAUAUGGCUCCUUCAGCAUGACUCCUCCAACCAACACUCGCGGACGAGUUACGAAGAAGCCCCGCAAAGAGACCAAGAAGGAGGAGACCAGAUUGCCUGGUUUCUCCAUCAUGACCAAGGACGGCAUCGAUGUUACUAGCUCCGCUGGUCGGGGAACAAAGACAAAGGAGCAGCGCGAGCAUGCACAUUUGAUGAGAAUCAUGAAGGCGUGCCCAGACUGCAAGCGCAAGAAGAUUCGCGUAUGUUUACCCCUUUUCUCGCUACAAAGGUACUUCGCUAAUCGAGUCUGCAGUGCGAUCCAUCACAUCGAAGAUCCGAAGAUAUGUCACGCACAUCUACCUCUACUACCAAAUCCUCUUCUUCCUCGUCAUCUCACCCGAAGCCGAGUCCCCCGAGUACAAUGCCGUCCUUAA
Molecule: messenger RNA, 756 nt
Organism: Mollisia scopiformis
Lineage: Eukaryota; Fungi; Ascomycota; Leotiomycetes; Helotiales; Mollisiaceae
Exons: 3
Source: RefSeq, a predicted model, not a curated record